Molecule: messenger RNA, 3100 nt
Organism: Macrosteles quadrilineatus (aster leafhopper)
Lineage: Eukaryota; Metazoa; Arthropoda; Insecta; Hemiptera; Cicadellidae
Product: cdc42 homolog
Exons: 7
Coding region: 53-706 (217 amino acids)
Biological process (GO): small GTPase-mediated signal transduction
Molecular function (GO): GTPase activity; GTP binding
Source: RefSeq, a predicted model, not a curated record
GUUCGGUAACAAAACAUAAUGAUUAGUGUAGUUGUCUUAAAACAUUUUAAAAAUGACAACAAAUAGAAGUCUUCUCAACGAGUUGUGUAUUUUCAAGGAUGUGUGGAGGAUUUACAGAUAUGGAAACACCAUGCAGACUAUCAAGUGUGUUGUUGUUGGUGACGGAGCCGUUGGUAAAACUUGCCUCCUCAUCUCCUACACCACAAACAAGUUUCCCUCAGAAUAUGUACCGACGGUAUUUGACAACUAUGCUGUAACGGUGAUGAUUGGUGGAGAACCUUAUACACUUGGACUUUUUGACACGGCAGGUCAGGAAGAUUACGACAGGCUUCGCCCUCUCAGUUAUCCACAGACCGACGUCUUCCUUGUGUGUUUCUCUGUGGUGUCUCCGUCAUCAUUUGAAAACGUCAAAGAAAAGUGGGUUCCAGAAAUAACGCAUCACUGUCAAAAAACGCCGUUUCUAUUAGUAGGCACACAGAUAGACUUGAGGGAUGAUGCUGGCACAAUUGAGAAGCUGGCUAAAAACAAACAAAAGCCAAUAUCAUUCGAGCAAGGGGAGAAGUUAGCCAAGGAACUGAAAGCCGUCAAAUAUGUCGAGUGCUCUGCCUUAACACAGAAAGGACUAAAGAAUGUCUUUGAUGAAGCUAUCUUAGCAGCACUGGAACCACCAGAGCAGAAAAAACCAAGAAAGUGUCGCAUACUGUAGGAGCCUGGGCUGCCAAGAAUGAAUGUGGGACGGCGACCAUCAGCAGUGCUGCCAACCUAAGCCAUAACAUCAGCGUUUGUAGCUAAGCACUGUGGACCCUCGGGUCCUUCAAAUUGUAAAUAAUUUAGCCUAGAAGUAAAUUUACUACAUUAUCGAUCCGUUUAAAAGAAUUGUCAAUGAUCUAUUAAUGCAUUUAUUCAGUCUCCCCGGCCCAGCCGCUGGACUUUCAAUAUGCGUAAAUUAAGUUCCAAUACGUUUAUCGAAACUGAAUAAACUCAUUAAUGCUACCAGAAGGAUGAUAGGAAAGAUCUUUCGGACCUAUAAUGUUUAUGGUACGAUUAGCUUAUAAGUAUUUUACACCACUAAACCAAUCAUAACGUUUUGUACAGAAUAAAACCCAGUUUAACACCUAAAUUUACCAGUUGUUGAAUACAAUUUUUUUAUCUUUUACAAUGACUGCUGUAUUAUUAACAGUAUAUUGUGUUUGGGCAUUUGUAUAGCCUAGAAGGAAAGUGUUAGGAUAAUGAAAAGAUAGAUAUAGUUUCAAAAGGUGUUUCUUCCUAUUGAGUAUUUCCCUCCUUUCUAAGUAUAAUUUAAACUUGGUGUUUUUGUAAUUGGAAUUUACGCCUUUGUACUAACCCUUAUUUAAAUCGAAUGUGUAUGUCACUCUUAAUUAUUAUUUUUUUUACUCCUUUUAUCACCUAAUCUGAUUUUUUCACCAUAAAGAACAGUUAUUUUCUUACAAAAACGAUGAGACGGUGUAUAGCUAAAAUGUUUGUAUUGGGAGAAAGACAGAGAGCAUUCAUAUUUUUAUAAAAAAGAAGAUAUACAGUAAGAGGUCUAUUUUGCCUUGUAGACAUAGUAUGGUGUAUGUUUGAAUUAUGUUAUUUAUUGCCUGAUUGAUUAUAUUUGUAUCGUUUUAGUUUGAAGGAUAAAUAAAAAAUUGUUUGCCUUUUCGCUUCUGCAAUUUUACAGCUCAUACUUAAAAAACACUUACACCUUAGUGUCUGUGGUUUUGUUUGAGGUUAGUAUAGUAAAACUUUUUAAAGCAACUCGAUAAAUCGUUGAAAUGUAGAUCAUGACAAUUUCGAUCCACUUUUUGUUAAGAAGGCUAAAUUUUCUGUUGACAGUUAGUCAGACUUAGUUACUUAAAAAAAAGAUCAAACAGAAGAAAUAAGCUAGUAAAUGAGGUUGUUAAAAGGAACCAAAUUCAGUAGAUUUCAUUUGGGUAACUUUUGUGCCAUACCGUUUGAAAUUGUGAUUGAAAUUUAUGAGCUUAUUUACAAAUGAGACCUGUAAUCUUAUGAUUAAAGCCUAAAAUGUUUUAAAUAGUUGAUAAACAAAUAGUAAAAUCGAGCACUGAUUAGAAAUGCAUUAAAAACUAGCAAAAAUGAAGACCUUAUUCUGUGAACUAUCUUUAGACAAAAUGAAUAAUAGCCUAGACUAACCAACACAAGAGAGUACAGUAGACUCCCUCUUAUCCGGACACCUUCUAACCGGACUACACUUGGCGGAAAUGACAUCUCUUUAACCCGGAAAAUUUUAUCAGCACAUUAGUUUAACUGGACUAGAUCGGCAGAAAGUGGGCGGCACUGAAAUGACUGUUCUCAUGGGAAAGAUUUGAGACCAGUGAUUUUGUGUCUAAAUACAAUGCUCUUCUAAAUUUAAGUCGAAUACUGUAUACAGUAUCCAUUUAAACAGUCCGUUUUAACAAGUUUUUGGGGACGACGGUUUAACCGGAAAAACUGUUAUCCGGACUAGCCUCGGUCCCGAGGAGUCCGCAUAAGAGGAUGUCUACUGUAUGUUUAAACUAUAAUAGUCUACAUGGUACAGUUUAGUUAUUAUUAUAGAUACAAUUAACUAAGGCUAGGUAGUACAAUUGGAUACACAAUCUUCUCUUCAACCUUAAAAUAACAAUUUUCUAGUUAAUAAAACUUAUAAAAUUCACAUUGAUUGACACAAAAAGGCAAAACUGAAAAUGGUUGAUAUACCAGUUGAUUAACCACCUAAACAUGUAAAGAAAAGGCUUGACUGAAUCCAGUAAAAGCUGUAUUUGUAAAAGCAUUCAUUAUUGUAAAUACUGAUUUGUAUAUAGUAAAAGUGAACAGAUUUUUUAUGUGUAAUGUCUAAAAUUGUGUUUAUAUCGGAGUUCCUCAAGGGAUAAUCAUUAAGUUUUGAUACCAUACAAAGACAAAAUAGCUCAACGUUAGCAGGCUCGGGUGGUCAGGGAAGUAAAUCGGCAUGAAGCAUAUCCAAGAUGUAAAAUGAUUUGUUAUUAAUAUUACAUUAAGAUUUAAAAUACAGUAAGGGGCAACACACUGCUAGAUUGAUGACUACCAUGUAACACAAAUCCUUUGAUAUUUAUUAAUAAAUAUAUACCUUAUUAUAAAAGAG